Molecule: messenger RNA, 3520 nt
Organism: Manduca sexta (tobacco hornworm)
Lineage: Eukaryota; Metazoa; Arthropoda; Insecta; Lepidoptera; Sphingidae
Gene: IntS8
Product: integrator complex subunit 8
Exons: 10
Coding region: 99-3260 (1053 amino acids)
Biological process (GO): snRNA 3'-end processing
Cellular component (GO): integrator complex
Source: RefSeq, a predicted model, not a curated record
CUAAUAUAGCAUAGAACCUUGUAAUAGUAAACCUGCAAAAUGUCAAACGUGACAGUCAAAAACUCAAAAGAUAACCAAAAAUCAAAACAAGCUGAAUAAUGGAUGUUGACUUGUUACGACCGGGCACAGUGCCCAUAUCUCCGGACACUAUACUGUGGUUCGAAUUCCUCUUAGACCCUAAUCUUUUAAAGAACCACAUCAGCAAACCAAACUCAGAACCGUCAGCAUGUGAACUGAUAGAAGAGUUCUUAUCGGUGGAUGCAAAGAAUGCUAACUCAAAGCCGUCAAGUGAGAGGUUAAUGGAUGUGGACGCUCCUCCAAGUCCACCUUCAGCAACUACUCCAGCACCUGUGCAGUAUUCGCGCAAACAACUGGCAUUAAAGAUACUUGCACUUAAAGUAGCUGCCACUCUCAACUGGAAUUUGGAUAUAUUAGAAUCUAAACUACCACCACAUAUCCAACAACACCUUAUGCAAGACUUUGUAUACAUGGCAACAGACACAAUGUUCACUGUACCUCCACAGGAUAUUUCAUCGGAAUUGUUACAACAGCCACAAAUACAAUUUGCACUAAUACUCUAUCACAGAUGGGUUUUAAGAUUCCCUGUGAAAGCUUCCCUGAGUGCAAAAUCAACUAAGAUGUCUUUUAUUCAUAUUCCAGGAAUGCAAGCAGAGGGUGGAUAUUCUCCCAUGAGUCAAAACUUUGAAAAAAUCUUACGAAUGUGCGAAAGUUCUCGAACACAGAGCAUAAGGUUCUUAGAUGAAAUAUUAUCGAUGUACGAAUCAUCAUCUAGGGCACAAAAGACACAAAAAAUAAAAAUACCUGUCAUGGAGGCAUUCGUUCAUCUCACGGAGGAUUCCGAUGACAUGAACCAUGACUGGGAUGCUGGUGACAUUGUCAUAAGUCACUAUGAACUUGCCAUGCAAAUUCACUUUGAUCUGUGUUAUAAUUACUUCUUCUAUGGUCAACAUGAUAUGGCUAAAAAGCACAUCCUUGGCUGCAGAGAAAAUUUGAACUUAUUGGAAAGGGAAAUAUCAUUCUAUGGCUAUGGACCACAUAAAAAUAUGCCCUGGGAUAAAUUGUACUAUGCUAGCAUGACGAAAGAUGAUAUUUUGGGAUACAUAAGAGCAUUGAAUUUGGGACAUGAUGUGUUAAAUGAAAAACCAUCGUUAUUGCAAAAACUUCAAGAGUCUGUUGCUAAUCAUUAUGCAGGAAUUAUAGCAGUUUUGCAAGCAGAUAAUCUCUCGCGUGAAAUCCCUAUGGUGCAUAGACAAGUGGUCGAAUUAGAUAUACAGGGCUCUGCAUCCAGUGGAGCAUUCACUGUGGCCCGAGAUCUUCUAAAUCGGGUUUCAGCUUUAAACGCAGUACGGUAUGCGCUUGAAGGAGGCAUACCAUCCACUCACCCAGAUAUUCUUAAGAAGUUUAAAACAGUGGGUAUCAAAUUCUUUGAUCUCUUGUUUUGGGCGCUUGCGCCAGUUUUAGUAUCAGAACUGUCAGAGGAAGACUGGAAAAAUCUAAGAAUGUUCUUCCUACACCUAGCGACAUCACAGUGCCGACUGCCUAUUGAAAGGAUUGACGAAUAUUUAAAAAAGCAUGUUGGUGAAUCUUCUGAGAGUAUGAGUAUAAGAAAAAAGUUGAUCAGUGAUAAACAACUGACCAUAAUUUUAAAUGAUCCCAUCAAUGCUGAUGAUGAAAAUAUGGAUCUUCCUCGGGAGCUACUCACAGACGACUGGGAAACACCAGACUUCGAAUUCAAAUCAGUACCAGAGUUAGAGAUGGGAAAGCUAAAGAAACGGCUUAUCGAAGCGUCCACGGCCGACGACGUACGCAUGUGCCUGCUGAAACUGGCUAUGAUGUCGCCAUCAGCUCCUUUAUGGAAAUUAAGCCCGUCGUGGAAGCCUGCCGGUAUGUUAGGAAAUGCCCUCGUGGCAUUGCCCAGAGGAUUUCUGCAAGAUUUUGGACACGUUAUAUCCGGAGCGGCGCGGUCGCGGGCAGAAGCAGGACAAGCGCGUGCGGCCUUGUCUCUCUUAACGGUAUUAGAGAGCGAAGCUCGCAACCAACUCGGCGGAGGGAACGACCCAGUGCUGUACCGGCUGUGCCGACAACUGUCGUGGGAAGUGUUAUUUUUGCAAGUUAAUGUGAUGUUGAGCGAGUGGCCCAACCACCGACUAAACUUGGCUGCUUUAGCGAACAAGUGCAAGACUUGCAUCGCCGCUGCCAGCUCUGGUGAUGGCAUCAUUCCGCGACCACAGGUAGUAGAAGCAUGUUGGAAUUGUUUGUUGAACGCACGCGAAUGGGAAGGUGUGAGCGUCACCACUGGGCCGGGAGAACUUGCUGCCGCUCUUUGUAUAGCGUGUCACGAGUUACAGCGACUGAAGACCACAAGAAAAUUUCCACGACCACUUUGGGAUUAUGCUCUCUCGGUGUACAGCAACGGAUCAAGUGGUCCUGUAAAGAGAAAUGCUAGCGGCACCCCGUCAUACUCGCGCGACAUCCCCAACGCGGCGGCCGAAGCACGAAAUGCAUUCAACGCAUUCCUAGCCACGCUACGGGAGCCGCUCGCCAUCAGCGUAAUGAUGUCCCUCCUCGCCAGAAUACACAAUUUGAUCAUAGACGACAACUCACUGGAACUCGUCGUCGAAUACACUAACCUUUGGCCCUCUAAUAUAUCCAAUAUAAAUAAUUAUCACGUCAAAUUCGUACUGGAGUCUCUGACGGAUCUGCUCGACAGGAGUUUGAAGUUGUAUCCCUACAAUACUUCUUGGUUGCGUCUAUACGGCGACGUGGAGAUGGCGGGCGGGCGCUGGUCGGCGGCGCUGCGGCGCUACCUGUGCGGGCUGGCCACGGGCUCGCUGCACUUCAGCAAGCGCAGCGCGGAGGAGGGCGGCGUGGCGCGGCGCGCGGCGCGCUGCUGCCUCGCGCUCGGCGCGCCCACGCAGGCCGCCGCGCUGUGCCAGCUGCCCGACGAGCCCGACUACACCACCGCAUUCAAGUGCUUCGCUGAAAAGGUCGCCACCACUACGGGCAACGCGGCGGACGCCAUGGACGGGUACUACGGGUGCCUGUGGGACGGCACGCUGCUGGAGGUGGCGGUGGCGCUACACGCGCGGCGCGGGGAGGGAGGGCGGCGACAGCGCGCCAUCAAGGCGGCCGGCGCGCUCGAGCUCAACGCCAACAACAGCGACGACAUACAGAGGGAAGCCGCGGCCAUACGACGAGCCAGGCUGCUCAGGGCCCUCACCAACCAAUACGUUACUUAGUGCACACACUAAGCCUAAUGUUAUACGAAUGCACUCGGCUCAGACAAAUAUUAUGUAACAACACUCGCCUAUCGUAAUGAAUAUGUACGCUGGCAUGUGGCAUAUGGCAUAAUCUGUGACAUCGAAGUAUACGCCAAACACUCUUGUACCAGUACCAUCCAACAUGGGAAUUUUGAUCGUUUCAAAUUAACAAAAUAAGUUAAAUCGUGGAUAAGUUAAAAGACAAUAUUUCAAUAAAAACUUAACAACUUGUGACUAAA